Molecule: messenger RNA, 1566 nt
Organism: Sabethes cyaneus
Lineage: Eukaryota; Metazoa; Arthropoda; Insecta; Diptera; Culicidae
Product: 3,4-dihydroxyphenylacetaldehyde synthase
Exons: 3
Coding region: 1-1566 (521 amino acids)
Biological process (GO): catecholamine metabolic process; amino acid metabolic process
Molecular function (GO): aromatic-L-amino-acid decarboxylase activity; pyridoxal phosphate binding
Source: RefSeq, a predicted model, not a curated record
AUGGCCAAUAUGGACAUCAGUGAGUUUCGUGAGUUCGGUAAAGCUGCAAUAGACUUUGUUGCUGAUUACCUGGAGAACAUCAGGGAGAGGGACGUUCUCCCAUCGGUGGAGCCUGGAUAUCUGCACGACCUCCUAGCUAAGGAAAUUCCGGAACACGGCCAGGAUUGGAGAUCGAUUAUGGAGGAAUUCAAGCGCACCAUCCUGCCAGGUCUGACACAUUGGCAGUCACCUAACUUCCACGCGUUCUAUCCUUCGCAAACGUCCUACUCGUCCAUAGUGGGCGAGACUAUUGCAGCUGGACUCGGAGUCGUUGGGUUUAGCUGGAUUUGCAGUCCUGCAUGCACUGAAUUGGAAGUCAUCAUGAUGAACUGGAUUGGACAGCUUCUAAAUCUCCCGAAAUGUUUUCUUAAUAGCGAUGAAGGAAACGGUGGUGGAGUUAUUCAGGGUUCAGCUAGUGAGUCAACUUUCGUAGCGGUUCUCGUUGCUCGGGAACAAGCAGUUCGCAGACUAACACUAGAACAUCCGGAAUUAACAGAGGCGGAAAUUCGAGGCCGAUUGGUUGCCUAUACCAGUGAUCAAAGUAACAGUUCGGUGGAAAAAUCCGGAAUAUUGGGCGCAAUUAAAAUGAGAUUAUUGCCGGCAGACGACGAUUGCGUUUUGAGAGGAAAAACCUUGAUCAAUGCCGUCGAAGAAGAUAAAGCAAAUGGUUUAUUCCCUGUUAUCAUGGUGGGAACACUUGGAACAACCGGUACAUGUGCCUAUGACAAUUUGGAAGAGAUCGGUCCGUAUUGCAAUGAAAACAAAAUAUGGCUUCAUAUAGAUGCAGCUUAUGCAGGGGCUUCUUUUUGUCUUCCGGAAUAUGCGUGGAUCAAAAAAGGAUUGGAAACUGCGGACUCAGUUAUAUUUAAUUUACACAAGUGGCUCUUUGUAAAUUUCGAUUGUUGUGCUAUGUGGUUUAAAGAUGCGGGAAAGAUCACCGAAGCGUUCAGCGUAGAUCGUAUCUAUUUACAGCACAAGUAUCAGGGUCAAAGUAGAGCACCAGAUUACCGUCACUGGCAGAUCCAACUCGGCAGAAGAUUCCGUUCUCUAAAGGUAUGGAUCACUCUAAAAACCAUGGGCGCUGAAAAAAUUCGCAAUCUUAUACGAUUCCACAUAAGUUUGGCACAGAAAUUCGAGCAAUAUGUUCGUGCUGAUGAAAGGUUUGAAGUAACAUCGUCCACAUUGGCACUGAUCUGUUUCCGCCUGAAGGGCGAGGAUAGUCUCUCGAAACAGUUGUUGGAUAAUAUUACCAAACGUAAGAAAAUUUUCAUCAUCCCAGCCACCUACCAGGGUAAAUACAUUCUACGAUUCAUGAUCGCCGGACUCGAUCCACAACCGGAAGACAUCGAUUACGCUUGGAAUGAGGUGAAAACACAAACGGAUUUGUUGCUGGGAAUGGACAACAAUGGAAACACUGUUUCCAUUAAGGAUGUAGUGCAGCAAGAGAUGUUCGAAAAGGAGAAACCCAUCGAAAAAGUUUCGGAGCGCCUCAGUGGAAUGGUGCUAGCAAAUGAGAAAGCACAUUAA